Molecule: messenger RNA, 2916 nt
Organism: Diceros bicornis minor
Lineage: Eukaryota; Metazoa; Chordata; Mammalia; Perissodactyla; Rhinocerotidae
Gene: INAFM1
Product: InaF motif containing 1
Exons: 1
Coding region: 881-1297 (138 amino acids)
Source: RefSeq, a predicted model, not a curated record
GAACUUCGGGGCGUGAGUUUGGACCUCAGGACGCAAGUGAGGAGGAGGCAGGUCCCGUGAGGGGCGUGGUCAUGCCGCCGGGGCGGAGCCAGAAGCCUGGUGGGCGGGGUUAGAACUGGGGCGGUGUUAGGAUGGGGGAGAGGCCACCAGAGCCGGUUUAGAUGAGAGUCCCUAACGCCGAUGUGGGGUGCAGCCGCGGGCGGAGGGCGUGGCUAGAAUGCGGUGCUGGAACCUGUGGGGUGAGGAGGAGAAAAGGGGUGGAGCUUUGACUAGAGAGAAGUGAGGCCGGGGGCAGAGGAUAGCAGGGGAUCGCAUGCUGGCGUAGAGUCUGAUUCGAAGAAAGGCAAGUUAGAAAUGGGGCGGGACUUGCGAGGCCUGAGCCUAGCAAGGGGGCGGGGCCAGAUGCCUGGAAGAAAUCUGAGUCCUGAAAGGGACGGGGUUAGGGCGCAGGGAGGAGACCGGAAAAAGAGGAGCGCGGAGCUCAGCGCUGGGCGGGCUCGCAUUUCAGGGGCGUGGGUAUAACACCGAAGCCUGGCGGGACUCGGCUUGGGCGAGACCUGCGUUUGAGAAAAAGCCAAAUAUUGCAACCCUGGGGCGGGUCCGGAGCCAGAUGGGGGCGUGUCCAGACGCUGUUGUUAAGCUGUAGCUUGAUUAUGGUUGGCCGGAGGCUGAAGCGGAGGCGGGCCUAGAGCGCGGAGGAGACCCGCCCCUGGGGGCGUGGCCAUGCACAUGGGCGUGGUUAUGCCGGCGGGGGUGGGGCUUGACGAGGCGGAUCUAGAGCGCGGAGGCGGUGCUCCGAGGGGGCGGGGCCUCUGGAGGGCGUGCCCAGCGCGGGGGCGGGCCUUGCGGGCGGCUGCGCGGGGCCGAGCGGGCUGCGGGGAUGCGGGGCACGAGCUGCGUGGGCGGCGGCGGCGAGAGCCCGGGUGGCGCCGGGCUGAGCGAGGGCCCUCGGGGCCGUUGGCUGCGCCUGGCCCCGGUCUGCGCCUACUUCCUCUGCGUCUCGCUGGCCGCCGUGCUGCUCGCCGUCUACUACGGCCUCAUCUGGGUGCCCACGCGGCCCCCCGCCGCCCCCGCCGGCCCGCCGCCCAGCGCGCCCGUCCCUCCGUGCGCCGCCCGCCCGGGCGCGCCGCCCGCCCCGGCGCCCGCCGCCGCGUCGGCCUCCUGCCUCCUGGGCGCCCCCGGCGGCCCGCGACCCCAGCUCGCGCUGCCGCGCAGCCGCCGCCGCCGCAGCGACCCCGGCCGCCGCCCGACGCCCGGAGAGACGCCGGAGGCCGCGGGGGGGCGAGGGCCCGGGUAGCCCUGCCUUCCACCCCGAGCUGCACCGCCGGCCCUCUGCGUGACACCGCCUGGCGUCUCCGGAGCCGUCAGCCUGAAGAAUGGGGGCGACGGGGAGCCGGCGGGGCCUCGCCCUUCGCAGCUCCUCCGCCGGCAGGCCGGGUCCUCAGCCGUCUGGCAGACCUCGUCCCACUCGGCCUCCUGACCGUCUCUCCUAGGAUUGUGAGCGCAGAGCUACAGCCCGCCCUCCUCCUCCCGGAGUCUCUGCAUCCAUCUGUCCACCUGCAAUAAACUCCAGCCCCAGCUGCCUCGUGCUGUGUCUGUCGUGUUGUCUGCACAGGGGCCCCACCAUCUCAAGCGUGUGAGGGGAAGUCCGGGCGUCGGAUUUUUGUCUUUCUUGCGCUGGGUGGGCCGUGUGAGUUCUUCGGUUCCCUAGGGGGGCCCUUUUCUUCUUCCAUCGCCAUCCUGUGGUUUUGGGAGAAGAGACUUAUGUGCAACAGGGCAGUUGAAGGUCAGACAGCAUGAAAAACUUCAAGGUUUUGUGCAUGCUUGGGGCAGAGCCUCUGGAGCGAAGCAGGGUUCAUCCUCCUGUUACCGCGUAGGAGACAAGAGGAGAGAUGGGAUGAUUUGGGGCAAGAAGUGGGCUUCUGGGAAUGGUGAUUUGUAUAAUUACCGUUUUGGUGACAGAGGCUGUCACCCUGCGAUGUCAGGUGGGCAGAGGUGGUGGUGGGGCUUGUCUGCCUCGCUGGACAUCACAGCGGAAGUUAUCAAGGCUCUGUGCUGCCUUUGAAGAUUAGUCUAACCUCUCUGGUCUGCAGUGCUGCUGGUAAACCAAGGCGGAGGAACUCAGGUCCUGCUGAAAGAGUUAGAGACAGUUGAGUUCGUUUUCCCGCCCGGGAGACUGAGGCCUGGCUCUGCACGGGCCACCGGACCCUACACGCAGGAAGCGGUUUUCCUGUUCGGCCUCCUCCCUUGAACGGGAGACUUUCCCAGGAGAGAGAAGCUGAGCCCUCUCCCUCAGACUGGGACAUGUGUGGGUAUGGACUGGGCUGGGAAUGUCAGUCACUCUGCUCAUCUCCCCUCUUUCUUUCUACCCCUCCAGCACCACUUCGCAGAGGGUGACCCCAGACCGGAGGGGGCCUCAGGAAGCCAGCGCCCCUUCACGGAUAGCACAGGUGGUGGUUAGGGGCGCUGACUUUGGGGCCAGGAUGCUCAGAUUCAAAGCCCAGCUCUCCCUCUCACUAGCUCUGUGACUUCGGGCAGGUUACUCAACCUCUGUGGUCCUAUAAAAUGAAGAUAAUAGUAUUCAUCUCGGAAUCUCUCUGAGGAUUCAAUAAGCUAGUGACCUAAAGCCCUUAGAACAGCAUCACAUAUUCUUUCUCUUCACCUCCCUCUGUCCUUCAGGGCUUGAAAAACCACAGCUUGGAUCCCAAGGGAUAGAUAUCGGGUCAGCCUGGAGCCCUGGACACCAGUGCGUCGUGAGAUGGGAGGGAGGGAUCCCAUCUCUGUCCCCACUGGCGCCCAUCUCUCCUCUCCCAGCCCCGGUUGUCCUGACCUCUCGAUUUCUCUUCUGGUCUCUGUGUCUCCCUCCACCCCCUUCUCUCCCCCUCUUCUCUUUCUGUCUGUGCUUGUCUCUCUGUC